Molecule: messenger RNA, 1518 nt
Organism: Closterium sp. Naga37s-1
Lineage: Eukaryota; Viridiplantae; Streptophyta; Zygnematophyceae; Desmidiales; Closteriaceae
Source: the annotation of a GenBank genome assembly
AUGUUCCCUCGCCAUCUCGGAUGGUGUGCGCCCUUCCGAAUUCCGCUCCCUGUCAUACCCGUUUCUGGGUGCGACCUUUCACCUCCCGCACGCCAUGGCCACUUCCGUGCAUGGCGAUCCGUCGUUCACUCUCACUGCCUCCGACCCGCCCCCACCCCUGCCCGGCCUUCCCUUGCGCCAUGCGUCAUAUUUAUACCCCCUCACGCCCCCCUCGUUUCUCGCCUUUCCUUCGUCUUCUCUCACUCCCCCCCAGUCACCAUGGCAACGCCUCACAACCCUGACGAUGACAUGACUCUCGUGGAUGAGGACCUCCACCUCGACGGUGAGGAUCUCCACCUCGAGGAGCUCCCCAAUGUUAACCUCCCCGAGCUCCCCACAGGCGACGACGCCCCGGCUGCCAAAAAGUCCUGCUUCGAAUGCCCUUCUUCCAUGCCUGGCUCCUUGGCGUCGUCAUCUGGCAUCCCCACGCCCACGGCAUCUGACUAUGCUGCCCCCCAUCCAGGCCCCUCUGCUGCCCCCACCCCUCUCUCCGCCAGCGCCCUUGCUGCCCCGACGGCUGGCGUCCCUCUGGGGGCCGUCAACCUUCAUACGGCCCCGCCCUCCGACGCGGCGCCCCUCCGCAACCUCCGCCGCCCGAGGCCCGGGGCCUCUGGCCUGAUAAUGCCUCGUCGCCGCCUCGCGGUGGUCACCCUCCUGAUGACUGAAGCAGGGGCGGAAACUAUCCGCGCGGACCUCAUCGCGCGCAUCUCCUCUAUGCUGAAGCCGCACUUCUUCCGCUGCGGUUCCGUUCCGGAGUUCGAAGCUGCCUUUGGCGACCUCCUCCACAUCCCGCGCCGCUCGUACGCACGGCUCUCCUUCACCUGGCCUUCGGAGGAAAACGCCGAGGAUUUCAAACGCAUUUUUCCCCGCCCUAUCUCUCUCAACUCCUCACGCUCUGUGCUUUUGAAGGUCUUCGAGGACCGCUUCCCGGACUUCACGGCAGCCAAGGCUGCAAGGGCUGCUACUCUUUCACUCAGGAAUGUCCCCCCGGGAUACACCCCUGACGACACUCGCGACUUUGUGCUUCACCAGGAUGACUCCGAUCCCGCUCUGCUCAACAUCUCCUCUCACAAGUGCGGACUCUGUGGGCAUAACCAUCGCGACGGUGACCACGAGAUCUUCCCCAUCAAGCGCAAGCAGCGCCUGAACAACAAGGUUCAAAUUUCCGUUGCACAACUGCAACAAACGAAUGGCCAAAUCCUUGGGGCACGCCCUGCCCCCACUGUCUUCCGCAAGGACCCGGGCCUUCUCUUCAUUGGGAUCGACAGAUACGUUGAGCCGUGUAUUUGCGCCCUCUGCAACUUUGUCUGCGGUCCCGCGCUGGACUCGGCAAUGGCCCACUUGGCUUCCGAGCCUCAUGCUACCAACCUUCGCGCUGCUGCGAAGGGUCCGGCUGUGAAGGAAAAAUACAGCAACUGGAGGGCUCUUACCUUCACCGCACUCCCCCGGAUUGCUACCUUUCUUGCGCAGCAGAACUGA